AUGUGCAAGCGCUGGGGCCGGUACUCGGAAGGCAGGAAGCCGUGUGGGCAGACUCUCUCUCUCUCUCCCUUUCCCCGUGUCACUGCUUGCGUCACACACAGGGAGUUUUCCACUGACGAAAAGGUGGUGCUGCUGAGCAAGUUGAAUCACACAACGCGAGCUUCGGCUGGUACGCUCUAAUGCAGACCGAGGCGAAAAAAAAAAGAAAAGAACGACCAGCAGUCUAGACUGUGCGAGGCUAAGCUCGCUUGUGAGGAAUUUGUUUCACAAACACAAAAAGGAUUUUUGUUGUCUUUCAUUUAUGGUGGACGGAUACACAAACUGUUGCAGAUUGACUGAGUAGAUCACAUCAACCAUGAGCGGGGUACUCAAGAGAAAGCUGGACGAGGACCCUUGCUACUCUUCCUCAUCCCCCUCUUCCUCCUCAGGAUGGGAGUCGGACGGGGAGAGCUCCUCCCCCGAGACCCUGGACUCCAGACCCAGCAAUCCCAGCUCCUUGCCAGCUCAUUUCACCACUACGUCAAUCUUGAAGAGAGCCAAGCGGAUUCGGAGAAACACCGUGCAAUUCGAUCAGGUCACCGUGUUCUUCUUCCCGCGCUGUCAGGGCUUCACCAGCGUGGCCAGCAGGGGGGGCUGCACCCUGGGCAUGGGCAGGCAGCACAGCGCCUGCAGGCGGUACACACUGUCUGAGUUUGCUCAGGAGCAGCAGCACCUCCGCAGGGAGAAGCUCAAGGAUCGUCUCCGGGAGGAGAAACUGGAAGUCCUCAAGCAAGAGCUAGCUAAAAAUGGUACUGCGGAGUCCAAAGAGGCCGCCCAGCUGACGUUGGAUGACGUAUCUGAAGAUGACAUUGACAUUAGCGGAGUGGACUUCGAGGGUGGCUUCUUCCUCCAUCCCUAUCCAUCCAAGAGACGGCAUGCGCUGCUGAAGGCCGCUGGUGUCAAGAAGAUCGACAAGGAGGAGAAGCGCGAGCUGCACGCCAUCCGGCUCUCCCGGGAGGACUGCGGCUGCGACUGCCAGGGCUUCUGCGAGCCCGAGACCUGCAGCUGCAGCCUGGCUGGGAUCAAGUGCCAGAUGGAUCAUUCUUCGUUUCCCUGUGGCUGCACAAAGGACGGCUGUGGGAACACGCAGGGCCGGAUCGAGUUCAACUCGAGCCGCGUUCAGACACACUACAUCCACACCAUCAUGAAGCUGGAGCUGGAGAAGAGGCUGGAGGAGAGCACAGACACCGGGGAGCAGUGUGGGAGGAGGCAGUGGCUGGAGGAGAGCACGGACACCGGGGAGCAGUGUGGGAGGCAGCAGCAGCAGAACCCCUUUGGUUUCCAGUCGGAGGAGGAGCUCCAGGCCAUUCCCGCCAGCCCCAGCUUUCACUUCAGCGCCAAGCUGGACCCCAUCGGAGAGAACAGCUGCAGCAGCGACAUGACAGACUCCUCCAGCUCCUCGAGCCAGAGCGAGUACUCCUCUGGGCUGUGUGCUGGCAGCAGCAGCCCUCAGUCUGACAAGCCGCAGUCUGAUGUGGAUCACAAUGGGCUGGCCAGGAUUCUCAGCUUUAAUGACUCGGACAAUGAGGACUGCAGUAGCAGCUGCAGUGGUGACAGCUGCGACCGGCAGCGACAGGUCAACAUUGGCUGCUUCAACACCUUGGACUUCUUUAACGAUAAUAUUGUCGAGGGCCCCCAACACAACACGAAUGGAGGGGACAGCAGUAGCGGGCAUGUGUGCGGCCACAUGUCCAGCAUUUCAGAGUGCUUGGAUGAAAAUGCCAACCAAGACACUAUGAUGUUCCACAGCAGUGGCUCAAGCCAGGCAUUCCCCAGCACCCCGUCCCCUUCGAUUGAUCACUCAUCUCCAAGCUACAUGGACCUGAGCCUCUCGUCUGACUCGGAUUUCGAGUUCUUCCAUGGAUUUCCGGACUAUAGCCCUGGUCCUCUUUAUAACUCCUUGAAAGAAUAUGAGAAUCUGGACAGCUUUCUUCAGUUCCAGCUCCCCAGUUAUCCCAGCUUCCCCCAAAACGGGGACCCCGGCACGUGCUUUUUGGAGUCCCUAAUUGGCGUGUCGGAAUCCGUCCCAGAACCCCCCGCUGCUUUUACAGACAAUCAGCUCCUUGAAGAAGCCAUCAAGUCGUCAAUAAUGGAAUCUGUGAAGGUGUAAAAUACAGUACAGUUUCAAUCUUUACAAAAACUGACAAUUUAAAAAGAGAAACUAAUUUAAUGAGGACUGUGUGUGUGUAUUAUAUAUAUAUAUAUAUAUAUAAUGUUUUUUACAUUUUAUUGGAAGACUUGAUUGAUUAAGAAAGCUGUGAUUUAUAUAUAUAUAUAUAUAUAUAUAUAUAUAUAUAUAUAUUAUAAUGUGUAUAUAAAAGAUAUUUCUUACUUAGCCUCCAAAAAAUGUAGUACGAAUCAAACUGUGCACAGUAAAAGUACAAACUGGCAGCUAACGCACACAUUCUACUCAAACUCUUUGGCCUUUUCUGUAGCCUAAGGUCUGCAGAGAAAUCACAAAAGGCUGGGGAGCUUUUGUUUUUUAACAAUGACACUUUAGUCAAAUUCUAAGUGUGUUUGUUGUAAAAGCUGCCACGUGUAUAUGUGUGUGUAUAAUGUUUCAAUUUUUUUUAUUUGUUGCUAGUAUUUUAUUUUAAGAAAUAUUAUUAUUAUUAUUAUUAUUAUUAUUAUUAUUAUUAUUAUUAUUAUUAUUAUUUUGUCCUAAACUUGCAUUCAGAGUGCAUCUAAAAGGCAUCUUAAGAAGGAAAAUUAAGUGCAACCAGACUUCUCCUUGGAUUUAAUCUUAAUCAGGGCACCGCUGUCCUUAUAGUGGUUUAUAGAAAAAUAUCAAAUCAAAUGAUAGCUGAGUGCAGUUCAAUCCCAUGAUAGCUGAGUGCAGUUCAAUCCCAUGGUGGGUGAGUGCAGUUCAAUCCCAUGAUGGGUGAGUGCAGUUCAAUCCCAUGAUGGGUGAGUGCAGUUCAAUCCCAUGAUGGGUGAGUGCAGUUCAAUCCCAUGAUGGGUGAGUGCAGUUCAAUCCCAUGAUGGGUGAGUGCAGUUCAAUCCCAUGAUAGCUGAGUGCAGUUCAAUCCCAUGAUAGCUGAGUGCAGUUCAAUCCCAUGAUAGCUGAGUGCAGUUCAAUCCCAUGGUGGGUGAGUGCAGUUCAAUCCCAUGAUGGGUGAGUGCAGUUCAAUCCCAUGAUGGGUGAGUGCAGUUCAAUCCCAUGAUGGGUGAGUGCAGUUCAAUCCCAUGAUGGGUGAGUGCAGUUCAAUCCCAUGAUGGGUGAGUGCAGUUCAAUCCCAUGGUGGGUGAGUGCAGUUCAAUCCCAUGAUGGGUGAGUGCAGUUCAAUCCCAUGAUGGGUGAGUGCAGUUCAAUCCCAUGAUAGCUGAGUGCAUUUCUCUAAUGCUAGAGCCAUUCACUCUGUUCAUUGCAGUUGCUGGUUUUGUUACCUAGUGCUUUUUAAAAGGAGCAGCUGGUUGGGCAGCUUCACUAUCAUGUGAUUUCAGAUACUUUACCCCUGGCAAGCAUUCAGCUCUCUUUUAAUAACACGAAAGCUGUCACAUGGUACUCGCGUUUCCUUUCUGAUGUGUUGAGAGAUUCCUGAGCAGCACAUGGGUUUUGGAGUUGUGGUGUUUGUGUGCAGCACUGCUUUUGAGUUACAGCAAUCAUAACAUUUAUAUUUAUUACCAGCGUAAUGCUUUAAAACUCCAUGUGUAAAACAAACUAGAAUCUGUAAUACCUCAAAAGUAUUACAUCUUCGAAUUUAUUUUAUGCAGCUAAUAUGUAUUUAUUCAGAGGAGCAGAGGCCCUGUGGCUUUGUUAGGUGGGCUUUUUGAAAGUGCAAUCUUGUUUUUUAGUAGCACCAUCCCAAAACUAAACAUUGCUUUCCUCAACUGUUUACCUUUCUUUAAUGAAACUUACAGAAGAAAGAAAGAAAGAAGUCUUGGGUGGGGUGGCAUAUAAGAUGUCUGUAGUGCUGAGCAGGUGUUACAGUGAGAAACCGGUAAAUGCUCAACUCUUUUAGUUUGUCUCCUUGUUUUAGUACAUUUGGAUUUACAUGAUUUGGCUCGAAUUUAUUUAAUUAGUGCUUUGGUCACUCUGUCCAGGGUGGCCCAGUCUUGUGCCUGUUAUGCAGAGGAACCAUCUACAGCAGCCAGCACAAUCCAGGGGGGCUAUAUUUACUGUGGGACUGUGCAAUUGGUUCUUAGUAAUUUUACUUUUCAAAAAGCAAAAGUAAAAUGUUGAGGUAUAUGGGUCGAUUUUUGCUUAAUGUGUAGCGUGUCAAAUAUUUAUAAUUUUUGUAAAUAAAUUGCAUAUAGAAUCAAAAUUAAUCUGUAUUAAGAAAAUCAAAGACUAUUUUAGAAGGAAUCACAUUUGUCUUUUUAAAAUACCUUUUGUGCUAAAAAAAAAAACUAUUUAAAAUAAACUAUUUUGCAAAUUCUGAAAGAUUUGUAAUAUAUAAUAAACAGAACUAUUUUAUUUGAUAGUAAUGAAGGUUAUCGUUGUCAAGCAUUUAAUCUCUGUUUGACUGUCAUGGAGGAUUAAUAUAUUUAAAAGUUUGUUUUCUGAACUGCAUCAACACCAGUGCUUCGUUUUGACAAUAAGGUUGGAGCAAAAGAUUUUACACCGUGGCCAUGUUACACUCAACACACCUAUUGAUUUGGCAAUUCCCAGAACAAAAAUAUAUGCAAACAUUUUUUAACCUGCAAAAAAAAAAAUGUAAUAUUAAGGCUUUGCAACACUUUAAUGGAUAUAUUGCUGGGUUUACAAUCAAGUGAUAUGGUAUCUAUUUUGUAAUUUAUUAUCAAUAUGCAAUUGAAGAGUAAUAAUAUUUGUUCGGCCCCCUGUCAGAAGUUACUGUAUACAGUAGACUGUUCAAACUGUUUAGAGCACUGCUACAUAUCAAACAGUAGUAAAUCCCAUUUACAAAACGGUUUGUAUUUGACAGGCAUUCAAUAUGUGCUGGCCCUUGCAUGUGCUGGUUAGGCGCACAUUCCUAGGGUUCUCUGCAUAGAGCUCAUCUGCAGUAUGAUCUGCUGCAGGUAUAACUGCUUUGCUGCCUUGCUUUUGUAUAAUUUAUUUUAUUUUUUGUGUUUGUGCCAACAAGAGGGCACCAGGUUCUGUAAAUAAGUUGUCUACUAUUUUGUAUAUAUAUAAAAAAAUUGCUUGUUCUGAAGAAAACCUGGAUAUUUAUUAAUGUCAUCUUAUUAUUAUUAUUCUUAUUAUUUUAUUUUGUGUUUGAUCUUGUUUAUUUCACAAUGACCUUAUUUUUGUCUUUUUAUAUAUUGUAACUUUCUUUUUUAUUUUAAUUUGCUUAAGGUACUGCAGAGCAAAAAAAUAUAUAUAUAUAUAUUUUUUACAUUCAUUGUAAAGAAUGCAUUCUGUUUUAUAAACACUGCUCAUUUCAUCCAAGUAAUAUGAAGACCUCUCUGUUACUUCAAAUAAAAAAAUGAUUGUUGGAAA
Molecule: messenger RNA, 5440 nt
Organism: Acipenser ruthenus (sterlet)
Lineage: Eukaryota; Metazoa; Chordata; Actinopteri; Acipenseriformes; Acipenseridae
Gene: csrnp1b
Product: cysteine-serine-rich nuclear protein 1b
Exons: 5
Coding region: 356-2149 (597 amino acids)
Biological process (GO): regulation of transcription by RNA polymerase II
Cellular component (GO): nucleus
Molecular function (GO): sequence-specific DNA binding; DNA-binding transcription factor activity, RNA polymerase II-specific
Source: RefSeq, a predicted model, not a curated record